Messenger RNA from Malassezia restricta, 606 nucleotides. RefSeq lists its product as uncharacterized. The transcript has 3 exons. Bases 1 to 606 code for a protein of 201 amino acids. NCBI's taxonomy places the organism in Eukaryota, Fungi, Basidiomycota, Malasseziomycetes, Malasseziales, Malasseziaceae. The record is from RefSeq and is a predicted model, not a curated record.
AUGCGCGGAUGCCAGGGGCUCGGCGCCGCGGCCCUGCUGGCCGCCGGCGCGCUGGCGAACACCGAGAUGGUGCGGGUGGAUCCGUCGCUAUGUGCGCCCGAGACGAAUGAGCUUGUGCGACAAGGGCCAUGGCCGGUCAUGCAGGCGCGUUCUGAGCCGCGCCGAUUCGAGCUACGUCGCGACGAGCAGGGCAUGUGGGUAGCACUGCACAUGCCCGCACCCGGCUCGUACCAACUGCGGCUAUCUGCGCCAGCGCCUGUGGCGGCUUCGUAUUCGCUAGAGAUACACGCGCCCGAUGAGGUGCUGACACACACAGCGCGCGGCACAGCCCCCUGUGCCUUUGCGCUGGCACGCGUCGAGGCCCAAGCGCAGGGCGUGCCUAUACCGCCCGCCACCGACGCCCAUGCGGACGAGCGAGGAACGCACGUCGCAGGCGAGGAGCGCGCGUCCAUACCCAUCGACCUCGUAUUCGAGCGGCUUUACCUUGGCUUCCUGCCCGCGACGGCGCUCCACAUGAUCGUCGUCAUGGUGCUAGUCGUCGUGCCGACCGUCUCGCUCGUCCUGCGUCCGAUGCAGCGCGUGUGUGGAGGUGUGCCGCGCUCAUAG